Molecule: messenger RNA, 1466 nt
Organism: Ceratotherium simum simum (southern white rhinoceros)
Lineage: Eukaryota; Metazoa; Chordata; Mammalia; Perissodactyla; Rhinocerotidae
Source: RefSeq, a predicted model, not a curated record
UCCGGUUGUCUCUUGGGGGGCGUGGCGGCGCUGGCAAGAUGGCUGCGCCCGAAGAGAUGAUGUUUCCGGGGAAACCGAGCCACAAAAAGUACAGGGCCGCCCUGAAGAAGGAGAAACGAAAGAAACGUCGGCAGGAACUCGCUCGAUUGAGAGACUCAGGACUAUCACAGGAGGAGGAGGAGGACACUUUUAAUGAAGAACAACAACUAGAAGAAGAGAAGCAGUUGGAGAUAGAGAGGCAAAAAUUACAUGAGGAGUGGUUGCUGCGGGAGCAGAAGGCGCAAGAAGAAUUCAGAAUAAAGAAGGAAAAGGAAGAGGCAGCUAGAAAACGACAGGAAGAGCAAGAGAGAAAGUUAAAGGAAGAAUGGGAAGAGCAGCAGAGAAAAGAGAGAGAAGAGGAGGAGCAGAAGCUACAGGAGAAGAGAGAGAGAGAGGAAGCUGUGCAGAAGAUGCUGCAGCAGGCUGAAAAUGAGCUGGAAAAUAGUACCACAUGGCAAAAUCCAGAACCACCCACAGACAUAAGAGUAAUGGAGAAAGAUCGAGCUAAUUGUCCGUUCUACAGUAAAACAGGAGCUUGCAGAUUUGGAGACAGGUGUUCACGUAAACACAAUUUCCCAGCAUCGAGUCCCACCCUUCUUAUUAAAAGCAUGUUUACAACGUUUGGAAUGGAGCAGUGCAGAAGGGAUGACUAUGACCCCGACGCCAGCCUGGAGUACAGCGAAGAGGAAACCUACCAGCAGUUCCUGGACUUCUAUGACGACGUGCUCCCUGAGUUCAAGAACGUGGGGAAAGUGAUCCAGUUCAAGGUCAGCUGCAACUUGGAACCUCAUCUGAGGGGCAAUGUGUAUGUUCAAUAUCAAUCGGAAGAAGAAUGCCAAACAGCCCUCUCUCUGUUUAAUGGACGGUGGUAUGCAGGACGCCAGCUUCAGUGCGAAUUCUGCCCGGUGACCCAAUGGAAGAUGGCAAUUUGUGGUUUAUUUGAAAUACAACAAUGUCCAAGAGGAAAACACUGCAACUUUCUCCAUGUGUUCAGAAAUCCCAACAAUGAAUUUUGGGAAGCCAACAGAGACAUCUACCUGUCUCCAGAUCGGACUGGCUCCUCCUUCAGUAAGAACUUGGAGAGGAGAGAGAGGAUGGGCCACCAUGACAAAUACUACAGCAGGCCGAGGAGGAGGAGAAGCCCUAGCCCGGCCCAUUCCUACAAAAGAAAUGGGGAAGCAGAGAGAAAAAGGAGAAGUAGUCACAGAGGGAAGAAAUCUCACAAACACACGUCAAAAAGUCGGGAAAGGCACAGUUCACGGAGUGGAGGAAGAAAAAGGGCCCGCAGCCGGGGCCGGGGCAGCCGAAGCCAGAGCCGCCGGAGCCGGAGCUCCUCGAGGUCCAGGAGUCAUGGUGGGAGGAGGUCAGGUAGCAGAGACAGAACUAUUCAUAGUCCCAAAUCCAAAUAAAGCUAUUUUGUUCUUAAA